AUGAAGUUACCUUUAGGAAGUUUCCCCCCCACCCCCUCCCCUCCCGUGCCGAGUGGAGAGGUGGUGGUGGUGGUGGAGGUGGUGGUGGGGGAGCUGAGAGGCGGCAAGUCAGGAGGGCCGGGUAAAGGUGGCGGAGAAGACCCCGCCAAGUCCGCCGAACAGGAGGACCGGACUCGACCUCCUCAGGUUCUGUCGGGAUCAGGCUUCUGCAAGUGGUUCAACGUCCGGAUGGGCUUUGGAUUUAUCUCAAUGACCGGCAGCGAAGGGAGCCCCGUCGACCCCCCUCUGGAUGUUUUCGUCCACCAAAGCAAACUGGUGAUGGAGGGCUUCCGCAGCUUAAAGGAGGGUGAGCAGGUGGAGUUCACCUAUAAGAAGUCCUCCAAGGGCCUGGAGUCCCUACGGGUGACCGGACCAGGCGGGGGACCCUGUGCGGGCAGCGAGAGACGACCCAAAGGGAAGGUCCCACUCCAGAAACGCAAACCAAAGGGAGACCGCUGUUAUAACUGUGGAGGUCUGGACCACCAUGCCAAGGAGUGUGGCCUGCCCCCUCAGCCAAAGAAAUGCCACUACUGCCAGAGCAUCACGCACAUGGUGGCUCAGUGUCCCCACAAGGCGCUGGCGCCCGCCUCAGGCUCUCAGGAACAACAAGCGUCUACCUCGGCCUUCAGCCCAGGGACCGGGCCCUACCUCUGCCCCCCCGAGGAGGAGGAGCGCUCCGGCUCGUCUCCCCUGGAGGGCUCGUCCUCUUCUCCCGAGGAGUCCCACACACGCGGCCCCCGGACCCAGAGGUGGAGGAAAUCCUGA
Labrus bergylta (ballan wrasse) is the source of this 804-nucleotide messenger RNA. Lineage: Eukaryota; Metazoa; Chordata; Actinopteri; Labriformes; Labridae. The record is from RefSeq and is a predicted model, not a curated record.